CGGACCACUGACUGUAGUUGGGCUUGAACUUCAUGCCGGGCAGCUGAGUGACCUCAUCAGCAACAUGGAUCCUGAAGAUGGCACACUCAGUCCAGAUAGAGAGACAACCGAGCUGGUUCCAAACCCCAAAACACUGAGAAAUUCAAGGAGCCUCUGCGUGCUCACUCGGAAGUUUAUCCGGUUGCUACAGGAAGUAGAAAACGGAGAGCUGGAUCUCAGAUGUGCUGUCAAGACUCUGGCUUUUGAGCACAAAAGAAGAAUCUACGACAUCAUAAAUGUGCUGGAGGGUAUCGGUCUUAUUGUCAAAAUAUCCAAGAACUAUAUAAAGUGGAAAGGUAAAGAAGAAAAUGCACGUGAAUCAGCCUUAAAGUCUGAGCUGGAGGACUUGGAUCGUAAAGAGAUUUUGUUGGACCAACAGAAAUAUUUGGUUGAAGAGAGCAUCAGGAGCAUGAGAGAAAACUGCAAAAAUCUGACCUAUGUGACAGAUGAAGAUGUCUGCAAUUGCUUCAAUGGUCACAUUCUUUUGGCGAUACGAGCACCACCAGGCACACAGUUUGAUGUUCCCAUUCCCAAAGCUGUCUCUAACUGCCCGGCAAAGUAUCAGAUCUAUUUGAAAAGCAUCAGAGGACCUAUAGACGUCGUACUCCUCAACAAGCGCUCCGUCACCUCUGUUCCUGUCGUUCUUCCUUUCCCGCCACCUGAAGAACUUUUACAGUGUGCCAAGUCGGCCAUGUUGACGUCGGACGAGAAGGAAAACAGCACAGAGCUCACUAAUGAACCAAACGGCAUUAAGCCUAAAUAGAAAUCCUGAUAUUUAAAUGUUUUACC
This is a messenger RNA of Nematolebias whitei (Rio pearlfish), 828 nucleotides long. RefSeq names its product transcription factor E2F5. Gene Ontology annotation, cellular component: RNA polymerase II transcription regulator complex. Bases 65 to 802 code for a protein of 245 amino acids. The record is from RefSeq and is a predicted model, not a curated record. NCBI's taxonomy places the organism in Eukaryota, Metazoa, Chordata, Actinopteri, Cyprinodontiformes, Rivulidae. The transcript has 7 exons. Gene Ontology annotation, biological process: regulation of transcription by RNA polymerase II. Gene Ontology annotation, molecular function: DNA-binding transcription factor activity, RNA polymerase II-specific; RNA polymerase II cis-regulatory region sequence-specific DNA binding; protein dimerization activity.